CUCAGCUCUUUUCGUCUCAUGAGGUGAAACUGUCUCCUGUCUCUGUCCAUCAUGGAGGCUGUGGCUCUUUUCUCUUUCACAGCUUCAGAACCAGACGAGAUCAGCUUGCAGAAGGGAGACGUUGUCAAAGUGACAGAGAUGGAAGAUGACUCCUGCUGGGUCACAGCUGAGGUCCAGGGAAAGCGAGGCUAUGUGCCAGAGAACUACCUUUACCUCCUCCCUCAACCCUGGUUUGCAGGAUCUGUGUCCAGGCUGGAGGCUGAGCAGCGUCUGCGCUGGCAGGAAACUGGAGUGUUCCUGGUGCGGGAGAGUGAAUCAGCUCCUGGAGAGUWCUCCCUGUCUGUCAGCUACGGCGACAAGGUGGAGCACUUCAGAGUCCUGGAGGGCGGUGGUCAGUACUGCAUCUGGGACAAGUCGUUCUGCUCCUUGAACCGCUUGGUGGACUUCUACAGAACGCACAGCAUCGCCGUGGAGAAAGUGGUCCGCCUCAAAGAUCCUCCCUCAUCCCCUCUUGGACGUAACCCCUAUCCCAACCCUUAUAAAAGCACCUCGCAGGAGUCGAUCCCCUCCGCCCACAUCCGUUCUCCACCCUCUCGCCCCAAACCAGUUCUGGAGAAGCCUCGUCUGGCUCACGCCCUCUGUGACUACACCCCUCCUCAGUCCGCCCACCUCCACUUCCGGCGAGGUGACAUCAUCGACCUCCUGGACUGUUCGGACUCCCUGAGCUGGAGGGGGCGCUGCAGAGGCCGGGUCGGCGUCUUCCCUGCGGAGUACGUGCGAAGGCUGUAUCACUAGCUCCACGUCUGAGACGUGCUUCAAAGCUGUCCCGUGACAAACGCGCUUAAAACCAGCUGUUACACAAAACACUCCAAGUGACAGUCCAGAUGUUUUGAAGUGAGAAAAUCAUGAACAGCUAAUAUCUUACCUGUUGUGGGUAAAUUUGAAUGACCUCAGUUUAUUUCUAACCAGGUGGAUUAGCUACUGAUCUAAAGUACUGCCAUCUAAAAACAACACUAACACUUAGAUAUCUUAUAGCGGUACAUGCAGAAAAUAUUUGAUAAAAUUUUACUUUGUUGGACAUUCUGCAAUACAGGUUUUUUAUGUAACACUGUUGCAAAAUUAGAGUUGUUUUAAGAUGGCAACAAUUACCAUUGUUUUGACUAGCUGAUUGCUCAAUAAUCCAGUCAGAAUGAAACAUUGUUUCUCCAAAUUGAGAUUGUUUAAAGAACUAACCACAACAGGUAAGAUAUUCAUAGCUUACAACCUCUGCACAGAACCUCAUUUUAAAAUGUCUGAACUGUCCCUUUAAUAGUGCGUCAUCAGCUUCUUACAUCGAGGGGUUCAUUAGGAGGUCUUGUGACAAUGCUAACAGCUAAGUUUGAUUCUGUUUAUGGUUCUGCCUGUGUUCUUCUUACUGGACAAUAAAAUGAUGUCAUAUAUUUUAACAUGACAUCAUUGACAGUACAUAAAUAUUAUAUUCAAUACACAAAAUAUAUCACAAUUUCAAAAUCUCAUUUUCCUGAUCAGCACUCUGUGUUAAAUGAAUGGUCUUGKUUUUGUGUGGAUUGUACCAUGUAGUUAUAGGAGUCAGUAUCUUACCUGCAUAAGACAGAAGUCAGACUAAUGUCAGUUUGAAUAAUCAAGAACUUCAAACUUACACUUUUUCAGACACAUUUAAAAAGUGAGUUUCUGGCAUUUAAGAUAACUUGUGUCUAAAUCUAAAACAAAGUAUUCCGUUAAACAAGUAUUUAUUAGAUUUGAAGGUUCUAGAAAGUGGAAACUUGCUUCUAAAUGUUUCAUCUUCUGUUUAACCUCAACACUAAUGACUUUCUCAUUAAUUCUCUGAACUGAGAUUUCUGUCUACUGCAGGUAAGAUACUGACCACACAAAAGUCCUGUAAAUUGGAGGACUUCACUCAAAAGUAAAAUUUAAACAAAUGCUCAAACUUAUAGUUUGAUAGAAUGAAGCUUUGCAAACCUUUGCUGUCAGUCCUAAAAUCUUUGUUUUGUUACCAGACACUGAGUUAUUUUAUGUCUCUUCACACAUACCUGACAUGUUUCAGCGUCUUACUAUGUGGCCAGGGGGCAGGACUGUGCGUCACAGUGUUCCUGUUACCGUUAAUAGGUAUGAACCAGGAUGAGGGGGCCUACAAAAUCUCAUAUACCUGGGGUGACAUCCUGCAGCAGUGAAGCCAGCAGGAGGCGGUGCCGGCUCGUCAUUAUAUUUUGAUGGACAGACACCGCCUCCAAAAAACAUCCGCUGUGACACCCCUGAUGAAGACAGAAGUAAGAAACAUGUCAGGUAUGUCUGAUGAACUUGGUUGGAAUACUUUGCUGUCAGUUUUUACAACUUUCUGAGGUUUUAAAUGGAAACUUUACAGAACAACAUAAAUUAGAGGUUUARUUGCUUUUUUCAGUCUGAAUUGUUGGUUUUAUGUCGCUGCUGCACAAAAAGCAACUCAUAAACAUCCCUUUGGUUUCUAUGUUUGGUAACUAAUUUAAUCAGUGAAACAAAAAUGAACUCUCAAAUAAACAAUCGGCUUUUAAAGGGACCUUUUUUUAGCCUUUUUUCUUGAAGUGGCAGAAUUUACGUGUUUUACUUUGUUUUAUUAUAUUUUAUGUCCAUAAAAUCUUUAAUACCAGUAAAAUAAAUGUGCAUAGAUUCAGAUUAAAACAUGUCUCCCAUUAUGGUUUAGAAAUAUUUUAACACUUUAUUUUUGCAGAUAUCCUUCAAAAAUAAGAAAGAACACUGGAGAAAGGGGAUAUUUUUAUUAGACUGUUAUUUGUGCAACAAACAAGCUGUAUUUCACAUUCCUUCAAGAAUUGUUGACAUAACGAGACAUUAAAACUGAGUUUGUCUUGUGUG
Messenger RNA from Austrofundulus limnaeus, 2865 nucleotides. Its product is annotated as GRB2-related adapter protein. The transcript has 5 exons. Gene Ontology annotation, molecular function: protein binding. The coding region runs from base 52 to 795 and encodes 247 amino acids. The record is from RefSeq and is a predicted model, not a curated record. Lineage: Eukaryota; Metazoa; Chordata; Actinopteri; Cyprinodontiformes; Rivulidae.